CACUACUCGCAAUAUUAUUGGCAUCAUCGGGAACGUUAUAUGUCUGGUCUUGUUCUUGUCACCUUUCCCUACAAUAGUGAAGAUAUGGAAGGAGGGAACAGUGGCACAAUACUCAUCAGCUUAGCCAUUGAGGUUGUCUUCUUGUUUGUAUUCUUGUUUUACUCGGACAAGAGGAAGAGAUUCGCGUUAGCCCUCGUCAUCUUGGCCGAGCUCAUUUUUAUGGCAGUUCUUGCCGCUCUCGUCAUUACCCUUGCGCAUUCUUGGAGACUCCGAUCCGCUAUUAUUGGAACCAUUGCUGCUAUGGCUAGCAUUGCCAUGUAUGCUUCUCCUCUCGCAAGCAUGAAGUUGGUGAUCAGCACGAAGAGUGUGGAGUACAUGCCUUUCUCGCUUUCACUCUGUUCCCUGCUCAACAGUCUUUGCUGGACUCUUUAUGCUCUGGUUGGAAUAGAUCUGUGCAUUCUGGUGCCGAAUGGGAUAGGAGUGCUACUUGGGCUGGCUCAAUUACUAUUGUAUGCAAAGUACUACAAAUAUUCCAAUAGAGGAGGAGGUAUUGAAAAGAAGCAAGUUCAUGUAGAGGUUGACUUGAGUGAGCUGCCAAACGGGAAACCAUUCAAUGAUGCUUGAAGCAAUGUGUGUAUGGUACUUCUUUGGUAGUAGUAGGCCAUGGAGGGUCGGCAUUGGGUGUCCGAUUUGGCAGCCGCCGGUCUCGAGUCGAAACCCCGCCCCACCCCACCCCGAUCGGGACUCGACGUGAUCGACAUUUGUACGCCGACCUCCACGGCUAGCAAGUUUUGAACUUUUUUUCUUUUCGAUUGUUGGUUCUGCAUUUAAUAAAAAAUAUUAUUGAAUCUU
Messenger RNA from Cuscuta campestris, 852 nucleotides. NCBI's taxonomy places the organism in Eukaryota, Viridiplantae, Streptophyta, Magnoliopsida, Solanales, Convolvulaceae. The record is from the annotation of a GenBank genome assembly.